AUGAAAUGUGAACAGCUGUAUGAAGAUGAUCAUGGUAGUCGUGUCGGACGCGCUGCAGCAAUUGUUGAAGUUCUUGAAGGCUUCGGAGAUAAAGGAAAAAUUAAUGAAGUACCCAUUGCACCUAUCAUUGGCAGUGCACUUGGCAUUGCAUUCGGACUUGCAAUUACUGCAGGUAUAUUUGCAAGUUAUCAUUAUAUAUCUCGCAAUUAUUAUGGACCAUAUUAUAUGACACUUGGAUUCUAUCCAGAGGCUGAUAAUAUUGUUUAUGGAAAAGGAAUAGAUGAUUUAGGUACUUAUUCACCAAGAACACUUCGAAUGGAUUUAAUAAAACAUUAUCAAGUUGGAACAGAAAAUUCACAAGAAAAUUUAGGUCAUAAAGUGAUAAUUCAGGUAAAAUGGAUUCAUAGUAAUCAACAAUUUGAAGGCAAACAUUAUGUUCGAACAAGAUUGCGUCAGAAUGAAAAUAGAUUUAUAAUUCGAUACGAAGGUGUAUAA
Rotaria sordida is the source of this 495-nucleotide messenger RNA. The record is from the annotation of a GenBank genome assembly. Lineage: Eukaryota; Metazoa; Rotifera; Eurotatoria; Philodinida; Philodinidae.